AUGGAAUUUCACUUUCAAAAUUCAACAACAAGUGAAGAUGAAGUUUUGGCUUCACAACAAUUGUUCGAAAUUUUAAGGACAUUUAAAGAUAGUCAUUUUAAUGAACUACACACUUAUGAAUCUCUCGAUUUCCAUGAUGAAUAUGAUGAAAUGACAGACGAAGGAGACAGUGCUGAUGAAGAAGAAUCAAUUGACGAAUAA
Rotaria sordida is the source of this 201-nucleotide messenger RNA. The record is from the annotation of a GenBank genome assembly. NCBI's taxonomy places the organism in Eukaryota, Metazoa, Rotifera, Eurotatoria, Philodinida, Philodinidae.